This is a messenger RNA of Otolemur garnettii (small-eared galago), 1921 nucleotides long. RefSeq names its product methionyl aminopeptidase 2 (gene METAP2). The coding region runs from base 73 to 1479 and encodes 468 amino acids. Gene Ontology annotation, biological process: proteolysis. Lineage: Eukaryota; Metazoa; Chordata; Mammalia; Primates; Galagidae. The transcript has 9 exons. Gene Ontology annotation, molecular function: metalloaminopeptidase activity. The record is from RefSeq and is a predicted model, not a curated record.
GCGGGCGGAGGUGGGGGAAGAAGGAGCGCGCCCUGCCGCUCUGUCUCAGUCCCUCGCGCGCUCUCGGGCAACAUGGCGGGCGUGGAGGAGGCAGCGGCCUCCGGGAGCCACCUGAAUGGCGACUUGGAUCCAGACGACAGGGAGGAGGAAGCUGCCUCUACGGCCGAAGAAGCAGCCAAGAAAAAAAGACGGAAGAAGAAGAAGAGUAAAGGGGCUGCUGCAGGUAAAAGGAGUUUUGUGUUUUCCCAGUCCCCACCAGGAUGGGCGAAUGGCUUGGCUCAGGCCCGGCCGGGAUGGCUGGGAGCGGGGACCCGGCGGCCCGGACUCGACCGAUUUCCAGGCUCGGGAGGGCUGGGUUGCAGAUUCCGAACCCCGGGAAGAGGCGAUGGAGAUGGUGAUGGGGAUGGAGCAACCGGAAAGAAGAAGAAAAAGAAGAAGAAGAAGAGAGGAUCAAAAGUUCAAACAGACCCUCCCUCAGUUCCAAUAUGUGACCUGUAUCCUAAUGGUGUAUUUCCCAAAGGACAAGAGUGUGAAUACCCACCCACACAAGAUGGGCGAACAGCUGCUUGGAGAACUACAAGUGAAGAAAAGAAAGCCUUAGAUCAGGCCAGUGAAGAGAUUUGGAAUGAUUUUCGAGAAGCUGCAGAAGCACAUCGACAAGUUAGAAAAUAUGUUAUGAGCUGGAUCAAGCCUGGGAUGACAAUGAUAGAAAUCUGUGAAAAGUUAGAAGACUGUUCACGCAAAUUGAUAAAAGAGAAUGGAUUAAAUGCAGGCCUGGCAUUUCCUACUGGGUGUUCUCUCAAUAAUUGUGCUGCCCAUUAUACUCCCAAUGCUGGUGACACAACAGUAUUACAGUAUGAUGACAUCUGUAAGAUAGAUUUUGGAACACACAUAAGUGGUAGGAUUAUUGACUGUGCUUUUACUGUCACUUUUAAUCCCAAAUAUGAUACGUUAUUAAAAGCUGUAAAGGAUGCUACCAAUACUGGAAUAAAGUUUAUUAUGACAGUGAAACCAAUCCGUAAUCUAAAUGGACAUUCAAUUGGGCAAUAUAGAAUACAUGCUGGGAAAACAGUGCCCAUUGUGAAAGGAGGAGAGGCAACAAGAAUGGAGGAAGGCGAAGUGUAUGCAAUUGAAACCUUUGGUAGUACAGGAAAAGGUGUUGUUCAUGAUGACAUGGAAUGUUCACAUUACAUGAAAAAUUUUGAUGUUGGACAUGUGCCGAUAAGGCUUCCAAGAACAAAACACUUGUUAAAUGUCAUCAAUGACAACUUUGGCACCCUUGCCUUCUGCCGCAGAUGGCUUGAUCGCUUGGGAGAAAGUAAAUAUUUGAUGGCUCUGAAGAAUCUGUGUGACUUGGGCAUUGUAGAUCCAUAUCCACCAUUAUGUGACAUUAAAGGAUCAUAUACAGUGCAGUUUGAACAUACCAUACUGUUGCGUCCAACAUGCAAAGAAGUUGUCAGCAGAGGAGAUGACUAUUAAACUUAGUCCAAAGCCACCUCAACAUCUUUAUUUUCUAAGCUUUGUUGGAAUACAUUAUACCAGAAUUAAUUUGCAACAUGUCUCUUUUAACCGUGGACCUAUGUAAUACUUUUUAUUCAUGUUAAAAAAGAAGGAAUUGGAUCAAAGGCAAACGGUCUAAUGUAAUUAACCAAGGAAAAAGCUUUCAGGACUUUUUGAAAUGUUAACUGUUUUACCUUCUGUCUAGGAAAUGCUGUAAAGCUCAAAUUAGUUAGGAAUGACUUAAACAUUUUGUUUUGAACACCUAAGAGAUGCUUUUUGGAUAUUUAUAUUGCCAUAUUCUUACUUGAAUGCUUUGAAUGACUACAUCCAAUUCUGCAUCUAUACUCUCUGGUAUUGCUUUUUAACCUUCCUGGAAUCCAUUUUCUAAAAAAAAUAAAGACAUUUUCAGAUCUGACAGCUA